AUGGCUUCCGCCGUCGAUUGCAAGGGCAAGGAAAUCGCGCCGGCCAGCCUCCUCAAGUCCGGUACUCCCGUGGCCUACUGCUCGGUCGACUCCCCCGCCGUCACCACCGCCCGCCGCCCAUACAACACCCAGGCCAAGGAGGUCAGCCACUACGACGACGACGACGACGACUACAACGCCCGCGACCUCGUCACCCCCAGCUUCUUCUCGCAGGACGUGCUCGACCCGCUUGGUGCGUUGACCAGCAUGGCUCGUCUGCUGUCUCUGAUGGAGGACGUCGCAACUGAGACCGGCGGCCUCUCCUCCACUGCUGGGGCUGGGGCGUCGCGGCUCGGACAGUGGGUGGCCAAGGAGGACGACGACGCGGUGUACCUCAAGGUGUCGAUGCCGGGGCUGACCAAGGAGCACGUGGAGGUGUGUGCGGACAAGUACAUCCUAGUGAUCAAGGGCGAGGGCGAGAAGUAGCCCUAGGACGGCGACGACGACUCCGCGGUGCCGAGGUACAACCGCCGCAUCCAGGUGCCCGCUGCUGACGCGUACAAGAUGGACAAGAUCAAGGCCGAGAUGAAGAAUGGCCUACUCUGGGUCACCCUGCUCAAGGUCAAGGAGGAGGAGCGCAAGGACGUCUUCCACGUCAAGGUCGAGUAG
This is a messenger RNA of Triticum aestivum (bread wheat), 648 nucleotides long. RefSeq names its product 26.2 kDa heat shock protein, mitochondrial-like. Lineage: Eukaryota; Viridiplantae; Streptophyta; Magnoliopsida; Poales; Poaceae. The record is from RefSeq and is a predicted model, not a curated record. The transcript has 2 exons.